UUACCACUGAAGUGGAAACCGGGCGCUGAUCUGAUGACUAAAAGGCUGCUAAAUGUUUGUUCGGAUAGCUAUUCAGUAGCCCCAACAGAAUGGGCUGAUGGUAGUCGGUCCGACAUGGUUUACGCGUCCAAAAUCUUCCCACCUAUAUUAAUUGAAGUUCAAUACCAUGUUGAUCAAGAAUUUAUGUUCAGGCUUUUAAAAUACUGUUCAAAUGUUUAUUUCCGUUACAAAGAACAACCCGUCGUACUUGUCAUAGUGACUAAAUCCAUUUCUAGCUCUGAAUUUAAAAAUGAAUUCGACCUCCAUGCCGAUGGACUUCUACUUGAGGCAGUUUCCAAAUUCUGGGCUAAGCGAUGCUAUCUGUUGACUUCGGAUGCCGUGUAUAAUCAUUUCGACAAAGCAAACUUGAAUCCUAUGGCAGCACUGGCUUACUUCUUUACACACCAUACUAUGACUCAAGUACCGCGACAACAUUGGGGAGACCCAAUGCUA
Mucor mucedo is the source of this 492-nucleotide messenger RNA. RefSeq lists its product as uncharacterized. The record is from RefSeq and is a predicted model, not a curated record. The transcript has 2 exons. NCBI's taxonomy places the organism in Eukaryota, Fungi, Mucoromycota, Mucoromycetes, Mucorales, Mucoraceae. The annotation marks the transcript as partial.